AUGAUACAGCGGCAGCAGCAGCAGCAGCAGCAGCAGGAGGAGGAGGGCCGGGCUCGGGCUCCCAGAGCCAACCUGGUCCGCACUUACGGCAAAUGUCAAGUGCGGAGGGUCUGCAAAUGGCUGAGUCCGACCCGCGACCAUCUCUUCUCCAACUCCGACUCCGACUCCCCGAGCAGCCGCGACAGCGAAAGCAGCAGCGACCCUUCCUUCGUCGUCACGAAGCCCAAACGACGAGGAAAGGUAUCAAGCUGCUGUAUAAAUGCAAAAGUGGUAAAGAGAAGUGUUGGAAAGCGAAAGAAUAUCCAAAUUUGCAAGAGGAAGCGCUCUGAUCUUGGGAGAAAGGGGGAUUCACAUCAGGAAAACCAUAGCCCUGUUUUCACAGAAGAACAAAGGCACGAAGAUUUCAUUUUUGCUGAAGACAAGGAAAAUUAUAUUGCCCCCAUUACUAGGAAUAAGGCAAAGCAAAUGUUACAACAUACUCAAAAGUUAAAAUUUGUUACUUGUCGCCGAAAACUACGGAAUCCAAAAACAGUGAAUCAAGUUAAAAGCAUCCAACCUCAAAUCAAAAAUGAGGUAUUUUUGGGAUCAUCAACAGAGUUUUCAGAAUCAUUGAUAUAUUUUGACAAACCACAUGAGAACAACGAUUGGAUAAAUUCAAGCAGUUGUCUCAGUUUUUCAAAAAAGCUGGACGGUUAUCCACUUCAGACAAGCACACCCUCUUGCUCCACAAAGUUGAAAAUAAAAGCACCACCAAUGUGUGCAAUUUCGUUCAAUAGUUCGAACAAUGAUGAGUUUAAGAGCAAACUCAAACCUUUUACCAUGGAAAGUAUUGACCGUCCCAACGCAGUGGGAGCCUUUUGCCCCCGGAAGCACCUCCCCACUGAAGAAUCGGAAAAUAAUUUACAAUCCAAAAAGGAAAUCAGGACGUAUGGUUUUGCUAUGGAGUCUAAAUCAGUCAGUUUUAUGGUAUCAAUGGAAAAUUGUCAACAUUCAGAUCCAGUUCUUUCCCAUUCCACUGAAACUCAGAAGAUUGACUUGGCUUCUGUCCCACCUGGCGCUUCCGAUGUGAGCAAAGAAUUAUUUACCGAUGUCACUGAAGUAGUUGAGAACCCUUGUGAGGACGGUUCAGCUGAGAGACUUAAUGUGAAGAAACUUGCAAGCAACAUGUUGGCAAAGUCUGGAAUGUCUUAUACCACUUAUGAUGACCAGGUAACUGAACUGAAAAUGUAUCAAACUAAAGAACUUUCCAGAAAGGAAUUUCAGUCUGUUGUGCAGUUAGACUGCGAUUUGGUUCACAAGUACUUGCAAAGAAAGUUCUUUAAAGAAAAUCCACAGACCAAAAGUAGGACAGCAGUCUCUCUUGCGGACGUGGUUUGUGAAGACAAUUCAUCCCGUGAUGAAAAUGAACUGCAAUUUGUAGAUUACUUAACAAGCAAGAAAUUAAUAUUGCAAAAAGCUAGCAAGAUAAGAUGGGCACGAUCUUUGGACUGGAAGGAUCUGCAACCCCUUGUGUUGCUCAAUCCAUUUGAAAUAGAGUGGCAUUUAAACCAGAAGAAAAUUUUUAUCAGAAAUCAUGUAAAAGCAAGUCUGGGAGAUGGUGCUUCUUGUGAUCAACGGAACGAGAAUAAUUUUCAAGAAAAAUACUCUGAGAAUUUGAAGUUUCACGAAGUACACACAAAUAGAAAAAAUAGUGUUCAGGAAUUAAAUACUGACGGAGCAUCUGGAGCUGAUUCAAACUGUUCUGAACUGGUAAUUGGCUCACCACACAGGCGAGCACUUUCACUUGAGAGUGACAGUUUUCUGAACGGAAAUGGCAUGUCAGAAGAAAAAAAUGAUGUCAGUGAUUCUACCUCCAGCAGGUGUCGCAGACAGAACAAGAACAGGCAUACUGGAUCGAUGUUUCAAGAAGAUGUUGAUUCAGUUGUAUUCUCUGUGAACCAAACAAACAGGAUUGAUAAUUCCCUAAUUGGUUUGAACAGCGUUUCAGACGUACAACUGCAUGAGGAGAAGAAAAACCUACAAUCAACUGUUGUGAACUCUUCAUUAUUUUCCUCCCCUCUGAGCUCACGUAACUGGUCAAAGUUCAAAGCAGCUCAUUCAGUUCACAAAAAUCACAAAGCAAUCAUUACACCUUUGAAAACUGUUUGCACUAUGUCAUAUCAACACAAUCAGGAAACCCCACGCUCUCUACCAAAAGAAAAGGAUACCGACCAAAAUAAUUUUCCUACUUCUGAGACCAACUUGGAAUGGAGAACCGUUUCCUCUAAAACUUCAAUUACUAAUAGAAUAAGAAGGACCAGAGUCUCCAGAAAUUCCUUCUUGGACAGUGGGUCAUCACUAAUGCUGUUCCUCAGUAAUGAACAGAGAGUAUACCGGGAAUGCCAGCAGGAUCGACCCAUCUCCUUCAAAGAAUGCAUACCACUGAGCAAGUUCAAGAAGUGUGACAAAAUUGGAGAGGGAGUUUUUGGGGAAGUAUUUCGGACUAUAAAUGAUAAUGGCGAAUUCAUGGUAUUCAAGAUAAUUCCGAUAGAGGGAGCGAAAUAUGUGAAUGGUGAACCACAAAAGAAGUUUGAAGAAAUUCUUUCCGAGAUAAUCAUUUCAAAGAAACUGCAUCAAUUGAGUGAAGAAGGAGAAAACCACACUAUUGGAUUCAUUUCUUUGCAUAAUGUAUAUUGCGUCAAAGGUUCUUACCCUGGGGAGUUACUUAAAGCUUGGGACAACUAUAAUCAAACUAAAACCUCUGAAAAUGACCGCCCAGAUGAAUCUAAGGAUGAGCAACUUUACAUGAUUUUUGAAUUUGAAUUUGGUGGUUGUGAUCUAGAAAGUAUGAACACCAAGAUUCCUUCCAUUGAAGUAGCAAAGAGUGUAUUACAUCAAAUAACUGCUUCCUUGGCUGUGGCUGAAGUGGCUUUGAAUUUUGAACAUCGAGACUUACACUGGGGUAAUGUUCUCAUCAAGCGAACAGCUCUAAAGCAGAUUGAAUACUGUUUGGCUGGUACAACUUACAAGAUUGACACUCAUGGGUUUUUAGCUAAUAUCAUUGAUUAUACUCUAUCAAGAGUGGGAACAGAUGGUGUCCUGCACUUCUGUGAUCUCUCCAGUGAGACUAGUUUUUUUUGUGGUCAAGGAGAUUAUCAAUUUGAUAUAUACCGAAAAAUGAGGGAGGAAAAUUUCAACAAGUGGUCUGACUACAACCCACACUCAAAUGUGUUGUGGUUGCAUUACCUAGCUGAGAAAAUGUUAAAUAUGAAGUACAAGAAAAGAGCCAAAAUCGCCCUCAAGACACGUAAAGAAAAAUUUGAGGAGUUCUUGAAUGAAGCUCUGAAGUAUCAGUCUGCUGAAGAGCUAUUGCAUUCAAAUUUCUUCUUUCAAUAAAACGGCAAGCAUACUUUGAUACGUUGGGAUCUCUGAUCUGCAGAAAUUUUAUUUCCUUUUACUUAAAUGUAAACAGUUUUUAUUUUUUUCUAAAUAAAGUUAUUGAAAACAAUUGUAAAAUAUUUUGUACUACCAAAAUUACAUUCCUUUGUAAAGCUGCCAUGUAAUAUUUCUACAAUAAUACUAAACAAGAUCUUUGACACGUUGUUUAGUUUAUAAUUUAUUUCUAAAAUGUUUAAUUCUCUGAAUUAGUGAUAAAAAGAAAUCUUGUACCAGCAGAAUAGUAGAGAUAAUAAUUGGGAUAGUUGUAAAAUAAUUGUCUCAACAUUUUUCCUUUCAGUCUUAGAAUAAAUCCAGUGAUU
This is a messenger RNA of Callorhinchus milii (elephant shark), 3737 nucleotides long. It is a transcript of the gene haspin, whose product is annotated as histone H3 associated protein kinase. Gene Ontology annotation, cellular component: cytoplasm; nucleus. Gene Ontology annotation, molecular function: histone H3T3 kinase activity; ATP binding. The record is from RefSeq and is a predicted model, not a curated record. The coding region runs from base 1 to 3375 and encodes 1124 amino acids. The transcript has 15 exons. Gene Ontology annotation, biological process: mitotic cell cycle; intracellular signal transduction; protein phosphorylation. NCBI's taxonomy places the organism in Eukaryota, Metazoa, Chordata, Chondrichthyes, Chimaeriformes, Callorhinchidae.